AGAACAACCAGUGGGUGGUCAGAAAAGCGCCCACGAUGACGGCAAAACCAGUGGAGAAUCCAUUGGUCAAGUACCGUCGCAGGGCGUCGUUCAGUGUCCCUGACCUGAGGAACUACCUCUACGGUGGAGAAGAGCUGGUGAAAUUCACAUACCAGAUCUGGGACACCUUGGAGAGAGACCCCCUGUUUGCCCACCAGAACGUGGACCUCACUCUGGACCAGAAGAGGGAGCUGGCCUUCAAGAGAGCCAAGCGUAUCUUUGAGUACGACUUUCUCCCCCCAACUGAGGCCCUGCAGAAUCCCGCCAAAGUGCUGGCCUUCACCUCCGCCGUCCAGAUGUACGAUAUGUCAACUGGUGCUGUCUUUGGCCUCAGUCGAUCGUUGGUGAUAGUGGCAAUCAGAGCCAGUGGUACUGAGAGACACAGUGGCAUAGUAGAGGACCUCCUUACCAUGAAGGCAUUUGGUUGUUUUGCUCUCACUGAGAUCUCUCACGGUACCAACACCAGAGCUAUGAGGACCACUGCCACCUACCAACCCUCCACUCAGGAGUUCAUCCUGCACACACCAGACCUGGAGGCCACCAAAUGCUGGGUGGGGAACCUGGGGAAGAUGGCCACCCACUCUCUGGUGUUUGCCCAGCUGGUCACCCCCGACGGAGUCUGUCACGGACUGCACCAGUUCGUGGUGCCCGUCCGAGACCCUGCGCACCCUCCUCCCCUACCCCGGGGUCUUCGUUGGGGACAUGGGGGAAAAGUUGGGGCAGAACGGUCUUGCUAACGGGUUCAUGAGGUUCUCCCACUAUGCCAUUCCUCGCGAGAGUCUGCUGAACAAGAGAGCAGACGUCACUCCGGGGGGAGAGUAUGUCACUCCCUUCAAGGAUCCCAGUAAGAGGUUUGGAGCAUCGCUCGGCACACUGUCCUCUGGUCGUGUGGGAAUUACAGAGUUGUGCGUCACCAACCUUCGACUGGCUGUCUGUAUUGCCAUCAGGUACUCUGCUGUCAGGAGGCAGUUUGGACCAACUCCUGACGAAGAGCUGCCUGUCCUGGAGUACCAGACUCAGCAAUGGAGACUGUUGCCCUACGUGGCUGCGGUGUACGUCAUCUCCCACUUCAGCAGGAGGCUACACGGAGAGUUUGUCAACUUCAUGAUAGCCAGCAUGAUGGGAGACAAGAGUGACAGACAGGCUGAGCUGGGUAGAGAGAUUCACGCCAUAUCUUCCACCAGCAAGCCUCUGUCAGGGUUCACUGCACGGGAUGGGAUCCAGGAGUGCAGAGAGGCCUGUGGAGGUCACGGCUAUCUGGCAGUCAAUAGAUUGGGGGUCUUGAGGGAUGACAACGACCCCAAUCUGACCUACGAGGGAGACAACCACGUUCUCCUCCAGCAGACAUCCAACUACCUCCUCUCUCUCCUCACUGACAAGAUGGCCGGAGGUGUUGUCAGCUCUCCACUCGGGAGCGUGGACAUUCUGGACAGCUACCAGACUGUUCUCCGGAGACGGUUCUCUCCUCCCUCCACCACCUCUCAUCUCACCCACACUGAUGUGCUGCCAGUGUAUGAGUGGCUGGUGUGCCAUCUCUGUGUGGAGAGCCACCACAGACUAGAGCAAGAGCUCUCUAGGAAGAAGAAUGGAUUCAUUGCGAGGGAGGAGAGCCAGGUGUUCUAUUCCCAUACUCUGAGUCUGGUGUUCCUGGAGUACUUGGUCGUGAGGUGGUUUGCAGAGUUUGUGGAGGGAGCGAGGCAAGAGGGAGGAGGCCUGUACUCGGUCCUCUGCCGGCUGGGCAAUCUCUACAGUGUGUGGUGUCUCCACAAACACUCCGCCGUUCUCUAUGAGGGUACGUAUAUAGGAACAGACGCUCAGUCGCAUUGUAACUUAUUAAUAUGCGAACCGUACACGUAUUUUGUAGUACAAGUUGAUGCAGGUUGUAUAUAUAUAUUGCACAGGUGGCUAUUUCACUAGUCCAGGAGAUGCUCAGCUAGUAAAAGAUUCAGUACUCCACUUCUGCCGAGAGUUGAAAGAUGAGGCAGUGUCACUGGUAGAUGUGAUAGCUCCUCCUGACUUCAUCCUCAAUUCCCCUAUUGGUCACAGCAGUGGACAGGUGUACGAGAGGUUGUUCCAGGCAAUGGUGACGAGGCCAGGGAGCCUGGAGAGGCCUUCCUGGUGGAAAGAGAUGGCUGGGCAGACUGCUGCAGGCAGCCUUCAUAGCCAAAUAGCUCCUCCUAGGGCCAAACUGUAGCAAAUCAUCAGUGAUUAUUCAAUCUCAGUAACAUUGUAUGUAGCUAACCAGCGCUUUCACCACGUCUGCAAGUAGACUGUAGGUUAAAGCUGAGCCAUAAUGUGAAACGUUAUUCUGCUAUCACAGCAACGGCAUAUGUCCAAAUCAUGAUUCUGAAACAUGCUAAUUAUUUU
This is a messenger RNA of Geodia barretti, 2406 nucleotides long. Lineage: Eukaryota; Metazoa; Porifera; Demospongiae; Tetractinellida; Geodiidae. The record is from the annotation of a GenBank genome assembly.